GCAAUGUCCGGCCUGGAGAGGCUAGCAGAGAUGAUGGAGAACCCCGUCGGCGAUGACGACACGGAUAUCAACCUCCUACAGCAGCUGCAUGAGCUCGAGGUGGGUGCGCAGUUGGCCAUUGAGCUCUGCGAAAAUCGUCGGAGCAUGUUACGGAGGACCUUGGCCAAGGUUUGCCCGAGCUGCUCGGAAACCUCGAAGUUCUGGAAAAACAAGCCGCCCUUGGUACCGCCAAUCCACUUUGAGGACUACUUCUGCUGGCUUCCAAUCCCGGCAGCCAUUGCCGAAGGAAUGGUUAUGAAGCAUGGCCACGUGGACCACGUCCAUUGGGCCUUCUUCGAGGGUCAUAUUGCAGAGUUCCGAACUUUCCUGCGGAAGGCGCUGAGACGCCAUACGCCUGGCCGCCGGAGCGCCUAUGAGGCCAUACCCCAAGAUGCCAGCGCUGAGGAGCUGAAGGUGUAUCCAGAGGCUGAGAUGGACAGCACCAUGGGCAUGAUCCAGCGCGACACCAACCAGUUCUGGCACUACCUCGCCUUCCGGCCCGUGCUCAGUGGCUUACACGCGCAGGGCGAGCUCUCGAGACAGGCGCUUUGGAAGAAGCGGAUCGUGCACAUGCUUGGCCAGGACCACCCUGCAUCAUUGCUGCUGGAGACAGAGAGUCCCGACUCUGCGCGGUCUGUCCUUCUGCAGCCCUUGGUGUCGCAGAAGCCGCGGAGGCAUCACGUCUCGGAGGCCAUGCGCGAGCUGUCUGCGCCAGGGAGCGGGCUGCAGCCCUCUCAGUCGGCCCAGGCUUAUGACCCGCACUUGCAGCUUCCUGGAGCACACACAUCGCCCCAUGGGCAAGCCAAGCCUUCUCAUUCUUUCUCCAGAGAAUCCCCGGCGGCAUCCCGAUCUGGCUCCAAGAACAGCGUGGCCUACUUCGAUGUCCAUGCUCGUGAAAUCAGUAAAAGCGCGCCACUGCAAGGUUUCCGGGGCACGGACAACGAGCAUCAGCCACGUCUG
Molecule: messenger RNA, 999 nt
Organism: Symbiodinium necroappetens
Lineage: Eukaryota; Dinophyceae; Suessiales; Symbiodiniaceae
Source: the annotation of a GenBank genome assembly